UAUGUAACCAAAUUAACAGGAAUAAGCAGACAUUGUUGUUAAUGGUAGAUGCUAUGUAUCGUAUAUGAGUGGAGCAUGAUCGGAAGGCAUCAUGUCAACCAAAACAGCAGUUACUGCACCUGGCAUUGCAAUUGAUUUUCUAAACUCCAACAAGGUCCAACCAUGGCAGUACAACUAGAACUUCUCGAUAUGUCGGUGUUCAAAACGGGCUCUGAGGAUGAACGUCGCUCAUUCGGCGAUAAAUUCCUGAAGAGCCUUAAAGACCAUGGCUUUGCAAAGAUUGUCAAUCACCCUAUUUCAAAGGACAAAAUAGGGAAUAUUUUUCAGCAGGUAUGUCUUGUAUUUCCUGUUUACAAAAUUCUAGGUCUUAGCACCGUACUGUUGUGUAGAUGCUGAUAAUUGAGUGGGAUAGGCGAGAAGCUUCUUUUCGCUACCCCUUGAGAUAAAAGGGGGAGUUGCUGAUGAUCCAAACACGGCUUUCCAGCGUGGAUGGAGUCAUGUCGGUGCUGAAAAGACCUGGGGACUUCAUGGGGAACGGCUGGGAUUUGGAGACCAGAACUCCAGUGAUUCCAAGGUAAGCUUUCUAGGACGUCCAACACCCGCAAAACUAAAAACUUAACUUAUACACUACAAAGGAAAAUUUUGAUCAUGGGGCACCAGAUGACACACAAUUUCCCAACAAAUGGCCCUCAGACAAAAUACUCCCAGGAUACAGACAAAAGCUCGAAGAGUUCUAUAACGACUCCGCAUUGGCUAGUAAAACACUAUUGGAAGUCUUAGCUACAGCUUUAAACAUGCCUUCAUCGUCUUUCACCUCCCGCGUUGCGCUCAAUCAAUCAUCCACUAUGCGUUUCAACCACUUCCCAGAAGUUCCCUUGAAGCAUUUCGAACAAGGUGAAAUCUGCCGCAUCUGGCCACAUUUUGACUUCGGUACCCUCACCCUCGUUUUUCGCGAGUCGUUGGGUGGUCUUGAGAUUGAGGAUCGAAAGAAUCCAGGUAGCUUUGUUCCAGUCCCUUGCGAGAGCAGUGACGAGAUGCUCGUGACUGUUGGCGAGACUUUGGAGAGGUGGACAAACAAGGAAUUACCAGCAGGUCUUCAUCGCGUGACAAAACCGCACCUAGAUGAGGAGAUCGUCAAUGGCUUGGUACCUGAGAGAUAUAGCAUUGCGUUCUUUUGCAAAGCCGAUCGGAAUGUGAGUGUAGGGCCGUUUGACGAGUUCUUGGUGGGUAGGGAGAGGAAGUUUGAGGACAUCACUGCGAUUCAGUAUCAGGAGACUAGAAACCGCGCGACCUAUGAUAAAGUUGCGGUGGCUACUACUUAAAGCUGAAAUCUCCGUUAGUAGGCUAUAGGCAAGCAAGCGGAAUAGGCAGAGUGUGACCGAGCUACAGUAUCCCCAAACGGAUGAAGGAAUGAAUUAUAU
Molecule: messenger RNA, 1421 nt
Organism: Hymenoscyphus albidus
Lineage: Eukaryota; Fungi; Ascomycota; Leotiomycetes; Helotiales; Helotiaceae
Source: the annotation of a GenBank genome assembly